UUGUGUCAAAUCGAUCAGUUUUAUUUGAUCCGUCAGUUUGUAUUUCAUAUUUAUUUUUCAUUUAGUUUUUAAUUUAUUUAACACUAUGAGUCAUUGUUGUUCUCAAUGUGAUUUCACGGCGAAGUUCGAAAGCGCGUUGAUGAUGCACAGACAACUGCAUCACAAUUGUGCGGCCGAAGAAUAUCCAACAUUAGACAAAUUGAAAAAUAAAACAAGCUCAUUGCCUUUAAUGAAGAAAAAGGAAAGAUCUUUUUCGCCUUGCAGCGAAAGGAAACCAUUAAAAGGUCCAAGUCGCACAUCGUCUGCGACACGAUUAUUUGACAAGCUGCGCACUCGCAUCUGCCGCAGUAAGACGCUCUUCGUUCAUCAAGAAGAAGGCGCUGAGAGCGUUGUCACAGACCCAUCUCCACGGAAUCAUCGGUCUACUAUAUUGAAGGAUCAUGCUCUAUCAGAAUGUACUACAAGAACUAUAUUGAAUGAUGGACGACCGGAAAAAUAUUCCUGUCAUUUGUGCUCAUUUGACGCUGAUCGCAUAACAGUUCUAGAUAGACAUCUCCUCAAUCAUCAUAAAAUCGGUUUAGAAAAUCUAUUAAAACUUGUCAUGGCUAAAACAAAAGACGGUCUUUGUGAUGAUGCUUCUAACAUAGACGAAUACGGCGCUAGACAGUGUUAUUAUAAACAAGCAGACGAUAUAAUAGAAGAGGGAGAAUUUAUCAUAGAAACGGUAACACCGAAAAUUAAAAUACUAAAGCAUGCUGCUGUCAACACUGAUUUGAAAUGGACCGAUAUACCAGAGCUAAAGAAUAAUUAUAGAAUGAUCAAGAAGGAAUUAGAAAGACUGAUAGACAGUCCAAUAGAAGACAAUCAGAAGGACAAGCUGUUACUCAAAAUGCAGAGUCUUAACGAAUGCAUGUGCAAAUUUGUAGAUUCAUCAAACACGCUUAAGAAAGUUUUGACAAAGAAUAUCCUUAAAAAUGAACACACAAGUGGGCCCGUGUUUAGUUUGGGAUUAGGAGAUCAAGAAACUCCUCGUGAAUGGGAACGUCCUCAUAGCGAGAAAUUAGAACGAAAUAAAUGCAAACACGACAUGAGAGGCGAGAAGAAAUGCUCCACGGAGAGUUUUUAUUUUUGAUUUUUUGAAUUCAUAUUUUACUUUUCUAUCGAUCAAUAAAAAAUAUUUUGAUAAAA
Messenger RNA from Papilio polytes (common Mormon), 1188 nucleotides. RefSeq lists its product as uncharacterized. The record is from RefSeq and is a predicted model, not a curated record. The coding region runs from base 86 to 1132 and encodes 348 amino acids. NCBI's taxonomy places the organism in Eukaryota, Metazoa, Arthropoda, Insecta, Lepidoptera, Papilionidae. The transcript is spliced from 8 exons.